AUGUUUAGAAUUGACUGCAAAUUCGAAGCCUGGCCAUGGAUUGAUGACAAUCGUUAUUCAUGCAACAUCAAACGUAAAACAGUCCCAGAUUCUAAGAAUUUAAUCCUCGACGGUCGUCAUUUAGUUCCACAUACGAAUUAUGACGUCACAGGCGUCAACUUUAUGAAAUGUCGAAUCACAAAAAUUCCAGCAAGUUUGAUGAUCAAAAGUUUUCCAUUUUUGCAAGCCUUAUCGCUGUCAAAUUGUGGAUUGAAGGAAAUUAAAAGAGAAGACUUUUAUGGACUGCAUGACUUGAGAGUACUUUGGGUUGACGAGAAUGAGUUGGAGUUCCUGCCUGGUGACUUAUUUGUGGACAUGAAAAGACUCGAAUUUGUGUCAUUUGAAAAAAAUAAGAUUCGAUUUAUUGAUCCUGAAUUGUUGGAUCCGCUGAGGUGCUUAAAGUUGAUUAAUUUUUUCGGUAAUGUUGGCAUCGACAGGGUCUACAACAGCAUCUUUUUGACACAAGGCAAUGCAAGUUUGGAGGAAAUCAAGCAGGAAAUUGCUGAAAAGUGCAAACCGCCGUUCAAGGAAAAUCCGAAAAAAUUGGAAGAAAAUGAAGACUUGACACAAAAGUUGAAGGCAAAGGAAGCCGAAAUUGAGCAGCUUAAGGAGAAUCUUGAGGACAUAAAAGUCGUGGCUGCAUCCUUACACGAUGAAAUUGAAAGAAUGCAAAAAGAAGCUGAAAAAUUGAAGAUUUUCGAUGAAAUUCAAAAACUUUUUAAAGAUGACGAAUUUAAGGACUUGACGGUGCUGGCUAAAGGUGAGAAAUUCAAGGUCCACAAGAUCAUCAUGGCUGCUAGAAGUCCAACAAUGUCAAGAAUGUUAAGGAACCGACCAGAUAUCGAAAGCUUGACAUUCACAGACAUUCCAGUUCCUGCAUUCAGAGAAGUUUUAAAAUUCAUGUACGAAAAUUCAAUGCCAGCUGAUGACGCAAACUUUACUGACAUUUUUGCUGCUGCAAGUAAAUUGGAAGUGAUGGAACUUAAGGAAUAUUCAGUCACUAAAUUGAUCAACAAGAUUGACGAUGAGAAUGCUGUGGACAUGCUGGGAAUUGCGAAUAAAUUUCAGCAUGAAGAUUUGAGGGAAAAAGCAUUCGAGGAAGUCCAAAAAAUGUUUCCAGGACGAGAAUUAAAGCCUGAGAUGGCUUUGGAUGCUGGGAAGAUUAGGAAGCUGAUUGAGGCUAAGAAGAAGUUUGAGGAGGAAUUUGAAAAUAUUUAA
Messenger RNA from Chironomus riparius, 1257 nucleotides. The record is from the annotation of a GenBank genome assembly. NCBI's taxonomy places the organism in Eukaryota, Metazoa, Arthropoda, Insecta, Diptera, Chironomidae.